Paramecium sonneborni is the source of this 697-nucleotide messenger RNA. NCBI's taxonomy places the organism in Eukaryota, Ciliophora, Oligohymenophorea, Peniculida, Parameciidae. The record is from the annotation of a GenBank genome assembly.
UUAUUUUUUAUUAAAUAAAAUGGCAAAAGAAAAAUAAAGUAAAAUAAGAUUUAAUAUUAGAAAUAUACAGAACAGAAAAUAAAUUUGAUACUUACAUGACAAAAGAUGCUUUUUGUAAAUUUAUUUCAGAUGAAUUAAUUGGAAAGGAAGGAAUAAAAGAAAAUUUUAAAUUCCAAAAUUUGAAAGCCAUUUUUGGAUUGUUUAUGAUAGCUAAUGUAAUCUAUUCACAUUAUCAUUUCAUUCCAUAUCCUCAAGACUAUUACAUAUUGAUUGCUUGCAUAAUAUUGUAAAUUUGAUUAUACACGUGUAUUAGUUAUUAUGUUUCUACAUACAUUUAUUAAUGGUUUGAGAAAGUAAAGGAAGGCGAUAUAUUUAUACUUUUUGAUGUAAAUUAUAUAUAUAUGUUAUUUAGGACAAGAAAGCAAACAAGACUUUUGGAUUUGGAGCAUCUUAAGAAUUAUAUCAGAGAUUUAUAAUUUUAAGAAUAUAUAGUAUGCCUAAUAAAGCUUAAGUAAAUAGAAAGUAGAUUAUAUUAGUUAGUUGAACGUAAAAUUGAUAGUGCAGAAUAUCUUGAUGUAAAAGGUUAUAUAGUUUAACCAAAAAUGAGAAGUUUAAUUAAUGAGUUGUUACAAGAAGCAAAUAAGAAAUGAUAAUUUAUUAUUGUUACAAGAAUAUUAUGUGUAUAAAUAGAGAAGGA